GCGACACGAGUAAGACGUGUGUUGUGAUAAAUUUAGAAGCCGGUGCGCGGGGGCGCACAGACCGGUCGGCGGUCGCACGCCCGACCCGACGACCUUACGUACCGUUCACCGUACGCACCUACACUUUUGCUAAACCAAGUGCAUCCACAAACACACAUUCGCGAAUUGUGAGAAACGAUUUUGGAUAGAUGCAUCGGAUUCCUGACUCUGGAAAGUGCAUUUUGAACGUUUUGAAUCAUGCUGGAGCCCACCGCUGGCGAGCACCGAGCUCGCGCACGGCCGUAGCAUGGCCGAGGUGUCGGCGCCGACCAGCCCGCGCCACCUCCACAAACGGAGGCGGCUGUCCCGGCUCCUCGACAAACUAGCCGUCCAAAUGAGGAACAACAACCACUACCCUCCCCCGCGCUGGCUGCUGCUCGACCAGCACAAAGAACAAGACGAGGCGCCCCUCGAUCUGUCAAUCAAAUCAGACGUCCCGGACGGCCAGGCGUUCGCUUGCGGCGCAUGCGGCCAGUCAUUCGCUGUCCACGACCGGCUCGCGAAACACGUGGCAUCUAGACACCGCAACAGAGCGUCCGAGGCCGUACGCGCGUACGAGUGCGAAGUAUGCAGUCGCAGGUUCGCCCGGUCUGAUAUGCUGACGCGGCACGCGAGGCUCCACAGCGGCAUCAAACCGUACACUUGCACGGCGUGCGGACAGGUGUUCUCCCGAUCGGAUCACCUCGCCACGCACCAAAGGACCCACACCGGAGAGAAGCCGUACCGGUGUCCGUCUUGCCCCUACGCCGCCUGUCGCCGAGAUAUGAUCACGCGACACAUGAGGACGCACUCGCGACGCUCCCAGCCAGCUUGAAGCUGUCACAUUCCGCGUCCGAUCGACUUCUCAAGACUGCCUUCAUUCCAAAGUUCCGGCGUGAGUCAGCCGCAGCGCGGUAAGACAUAUCUCCUUGCGAGCGCGAGACUUCAUCUCUUGCAACUGCUUGCUCAGCGAAGUCCUGCUCCGCGCAAAGCGAUAUGUUUACCUUAAGGGAAUUCAAUAUUGCUGUUCUAUUCAUUUUAUUUUUUGUAGUUUUUAAAUAUUCUAUGUUUAUUAUUUUAUUGAUUAUUUUUUGGUAUAUAAUUGAGGAGUAUGCGGCAUUGCUUUAAGCAUUUGCCAAAAAUUCAAAACUUAUCAGGAUCUUACUUAAAAAACAACAAAUUUCCGGAAUCUCUACAUUUUACUUAAUCGUUUAUUACUUUAAUUUUUAAUUUGAACUGGUACUUUUUAUUAUUGUUUUUAAAGAAACUGUUAUAAUUAUUUCCUAGCCGCUGUUAUCAUAUGCUUUAGAUUUGUAUCGUUCGGUGUUAUGUAGUUAUAAAAAAGUAGGUUGUUAGGGGUGCGUGUAUUUUAUUUUUGAAUAGAUUUUUCAUUUUGUGCCAAAAUAAUGUUAAGGUCAUAUAGUACUCGUAGGGUAGGCUUUAUGCGUAGGUCUAAGUAGGCAUUCCGUGGCCUUUUCUUUGGAGACGAGCCUCGACUCGAUUAGUUUACUCCUUCAUGACGCUUCUUAAUGUAGUUAUCAUGUCGCAUUUCUUACCUAUAAUAUCCUUAUAUGUACCUACUUACAUAGAUCAUAAGUCUUAAUAGAAUUUUUUGGGUAUAAUCCAAAAAAUUCUAAAUUUAUAAACUGUAUACUGUACCUAAGUACUUUUAUAUUUUUCAAUAUUUUUUAAACUAUUAAUGUAGCUUCCUUUGUUUUUACUUUUUGGCAAAACGUAAUACCUACAAUGCGUCCAGCCGUAAAAAAAAGUCAAUAUAAAUUAAUUAUACUAACAAGAAUUUGAUUCAAUAUGACAAUUUUGUACGAUCUAAAUUUCAAAAAGUUAUGUUUCGUUAUUUUGUAGUAAUUUAAAAGACAUUCUGUUUAGUUAAUACAAUAAUAAUAUUUUCUGCAAUGUAAGACUUUUAAUUCACUCAGAGGUAGACAACGCAUCGACAAGUUAAAAAUAAGCAGGUCCUUUUUAAGAAUAAUAUCAGUUCCUCUCUUUCUGAAUAAAUAAUAUUAAAACUGUGCAAAUAUUUCUGAAUGUCAAUAUUUAAUUUUAAAAUUUAAACAUUAUUUUAUGUCUCAUUAACUUUUGCUUGACUUUAAAAUACUGAUACUUACGUAUUUCAAUUUUAUCGUCAAAAUUUUACGUUGCAAUUAUAAAUGAUAUCGGUCAUAUUUUAUUCACAGAAUCAUUUCAAUAAGAAAUUCAGUCGCUUUGUUUUUAAUUUGUUUUAUUAAAGAAGAAUGUUAUACGUAUUAAAAAAAAAAAUUACUUUUUUUUAUAUUGGCCAAGAAAUAAUAAAAGAGAUGAAAAAAUAUAACCGUUACAGGCUAUGUAGUAAGCGUGAACUUUCAUAUAACUUAUUCAUACCUAAUCUCUAUUUCACUUUGACAAAAUGAAACUCCAGUUAAAUGAAGCAUGGAUAUGAACCUAAAAUAAUAAUUAAUUAAAACUUACAAAACCUACAUGCAAGCCUGAAGGAUAACGUGGCUUUUUAAACACUGGCGUUAGCUCUGUCCUACUCAUCUGUAUAAUUAAGGUAUAAUUUUUGUUUACUUUAAUUACUUAUAAGCUUAAGCUUGGUUAAGUUCCAAAUAGAAUAAGUUGUUUUUUUUUAAAUACAAACAAUUAUUUAAGUCAUAUUAUUAUGUCUUGUCCUGUAUUUGUUAUUGUACUUAAUAUUAUUUGGUAGAAAUAUAAGCAGUAGUAACCACUAAAUACCAAAAUUUAUAUAAUAUUCAAAUAACUGGCCAAUCCGGUAUUGUAACGUAAUUUCAAUAGAAUUAAGUGAUACAAAUCCAAUCAUUUUAAUCUCAUACAUAUGUAAUAAUUAGAGGCUUUUAAUGGGUACCUUUUAUUGAAAAGAAUAAGUACUACUUACGUAAUACAACCACAAAGGUAGAACUUUUAUUUUCAUGCAUGGAACCCUUAUGACAUUACACUACAUAUUUAAUCUAUACCUACUUAGUUCAAUAAGAAAAAAUGGCGUCGUCAUUUCUUAAUUUGGAAUUACAUUUAGGUUUUUGAAGUGUUUUUCUAAAUCUUAUACGAAACUGUUUUUUUUAUUAUUAUUUUAGAUUUAAGUGUUGUAUAAUUUAUUGGUUUUCAAGUUUUUCAACUAGUCCAUGAAAGAGGACAUUUAAGUUUUAGUACUGUGAUAAAGUUUUUGUUACUUAAGACUACUGUGUUU
Molecule: messenger RNA, 3217 nt
Organism: Amyelois transitella
Lineage: Eukaryota; Metazoa; Arthropoda; Insecta; Lepidoptera; Pyralidae
Product: zinc finger protein ZFP2
Exons: 2
Coding region: 287-853 (188 amino acids)
Biological process (GO): regulation of transcription by RNA polymerase II
Molecular function (GO): RNA polymerase II cis-regulatory region sequence-specific DNA binding; DNA-binding transcription factor activity
Source: RefSeq, a predicted model, not a curated record